AUGGGUUUCGCGCACAACAACGUCCUCCCCGGAAACCAUUUCCGUAAAGAUUGGCAGCGUCGCGUACGCACCUGGUUCGACCAGCCAGGACGCAAGCUCCGCAGACGCAAUGCCCGCAAAACUAAGGCUGCUGCCCUCGGCGUUCGUCCAUUGACGCUGCUUCGCCCUGCAGUCCGUGGCCAAACUGUGCGCUACAACCGAAAACUCCGUGAAGGUCGCGGAUUCACCUUCGCUGAGCUUAAGGAGGCUGGUAUCGGAAAGAAGGAGGCUCGGAGUGUCGGAAUCGUUGUUGACCACCGAAGGAGGAACUCGAGCGAGGAGGGAAAGAAGGUCAAUGUUGAGAGGCUGAAGGCUUACAAGACCAAGCUCGUUGUCUUCCCCAGGAAGGCUGGCAAGCCCAAGAAGGGCGACUCCUCCCUACUACUACUCGUAGCCGCCUUCCCUCUUCCCGAAUCAUACGCCGCCGAGGCCCCCCGCAAAAUCACCGAAGAAGAGCGCUCCUUCGAAGCUUACAAGACCCUUCGUAUCGCUCGCGCCAACGCCAGGCACGAAGGUGCUCGCAAGGCUCGUGCUGCCAAGAAAGAGGAGGAGGAAGCAGCAAAGAAGAAGUAA
Molecule: messenger RNA, 612 nt
Organism: Desarmillaria tabescens
Lineage: Eukaryota; Fungi; Basidiomycota; Agaricomycetes; Agaricales; Physalacriaceae
Product: 60S ribosomal protein L13
Exons: 4
Coding region: 1-612 (203 amino acids)
Biological process (GO): translation
Cellular component (GO): ribosome; cytosolic large ribosomal subunit
Molecular function (GO): RNA binding; structural constituent of ribosome
Source: RefSeq, a predicted model, not a curated record